AUGUUGUCUCGAGCAGUGCUGGGGGUUGUUGUCAUCCUCGGCUGCCUGGCCACUACCAUCCUGGCCCAGUCGCCCAACAAGACUGUCGAAGACUUCUUUUCUGCCGUUAUUGACAACAAAGCGCAUACACCAAAGAAGUGGAAAACCUCCAUUGGUGGACAGAACUUCACCUGGUGUUGCAUCCAGGCCGUGAUCGAGUCCCUGGCCGUCGACGAGAACGACCACCUGGUGUCCGUUGACAACCCUCCCAUCACCGACCUGAACAUAACCGAGCUUCUCAGAGCCCGAGACGAGAACCAAUUCCCAUGCACCGCCCAGUACGAUCCAGAUAAACCCAACGGCGCCCCAGAGAUUAACGUACCAUACUCGUGGUUCGCCGAAACUUGCCCCGGGUGGGCACUCAGUAGCGGCAGCAACCUGAAUGGCUGGCUUCAACCUUUGUCCGGCUUCCUCCUGCCGGCCGUCGUCUUUUGUCUCUCGGUACCACGUCGCCGAAAGAUCCACGUCUUCCGCGAGUUCUUUGUUGCAGACCUUGCAGGGAUCAAGAGCUACAUUCCCGCAUCCUUCGGCGCGAUUGGUGCGAUGAUUAUCGUGGCGCUCGAUACGAUCCUCUGGCUGUCAAUAUGUUGGGGUCUGUCGGCGCCGAUGAUCUUGAGUGGGUUGUACGAGGCUAUGCUGGAUAGCCGCGUGGUUGACUUUGUGCGAGAGAAGAUGAAGAGCAGGAAUUUGACAUUGGACAUGCGUUGUCGGCUGUUGAUGCUGGUUCUCAUCGGAAAUCUUGACCUGGCUCUUGAAGACGACCCUUACUCAGUCGCCCCAGCUCAAGAACGUCGGCCGUCUCCCAGCAAUAUCGUUAUCCAAGGAACAAGUCCUAAUUCAGGUCGCAGUCUGAGUCGUACGAGGAGCGCCACACUUGACAGCUACGCGGUGCAGCAGCAGCCUCUAGAAAAGCCCGAUACUCCCGACCUCGGAGUCCCUCUCCAUCGGCUGUCCAGCGGCAAGGGAUCAGAAGGGGACAUCGCGGAGAUACAGCAACGAACUUCUUCUGCCCAUGCUGAUCAACUGGGAACAUCAUCCUGUGACAGCACCACGAGAGCUAAUAGUACCUCAAGACGAUCCGUUGCCGGUAUUCCAGCUUCAACAAACCUCGGCAUCAACAGCCCAGACAUGCGCACCGCACAUCCUGAAAAUGCAGUCAUACAGCGAAGGUCUACUGCUCACCUGAAAGCCUCACCGUGGCGUCAUAUGGAGGAGCUGCUCUAUCCGAUCCGGCUAUACAACGACGAAGAUACCGAGAGGCACCUUUCACCACGGCAGUACGCCAAACGCAGCCAUUGCCACGACUUCUGCUUCGACCGCCGGUGCACAAACUACACACACUUCGUGAACGAGAAACCGCAUAUGCGAACCCCCAAGAUUGAGAAGCAGAUCCGCAAGACCAAGACACGUCUUCGGACCAUGGUCAACUGCCAAUACUCCUUCGGCUCGAUGGUAGGCGCGCCGGUGGUCUUCUUCCUGGGCGGGUUUGUGUUUGCCCUCGUCCAGAGCGUCCAAGAACUCGGGAACGAGGACAUUGCCCUGGCCCUCGCGUUCGGCCAGUGGUACAUGACGAUCCCUCACAUUGCCAUCAUAUCGGGCCUGCUACUUGCCGGCAACAAUCCCAACAUCCUCGAGGGCGUCUUCGCAACCCAGCGCCAGGAUGAGCUUGACCAGGUGAAGUUCCUGGGGCUCAACUUCGGCCUGGCGUAUCCAAGCUGCUACAAAGUUGCCUGGCAGUGGCACAGGGGCUACAAUAAGCUGUGUUGGAUUCGUACACUGCUCGACACAUAUGGCCGUCCCAGUAAUGCUGUCCUGGACCGCGUUGGACAGGACGAGCAGGAGGACAACAUGCAGGAUCUGGAGGAUCUCCGCGACAAGACGACGCUGUCCCCAGUCGACUGGUUCCUGGUCCUUUUUAUGGCGGCUUUCCUGCUCGGGGUCCCUUUUGUCCUGGCCUUCCUCACGGCGUUUUUCACACCGGCGGUGGGCCUUUCCUGCAGAUCAUUGACCUUCACCGUCUACGCCUGUGCGCAGUUCGCACAGGUCCUCCUUUGGAUUUGGGCAUAUGCUGGGGCCCCGGGCAGGAUGAAGCAGCCCAAUACGUCCGCGAACAAUAACGGGCCAUUGGAUUUCUUUUGGCGUGCAGGCUGGCUGGACAAUCAUGGAUUUUACGACCCAACGAACACGGAUCACUUCCUGGAUCCAAAGGAGCCGAAGAGCCCUCGCACGAUCUGGCGACGGAUGAAGUCUCGAGACUUCAGAGAUGUCCGCUCCGUAUGGACAUGUCUCUGGUAUUCCCUCUACAUCUUCUUCGGUGUGAUUGCCGGUGUAGCUGCCUUGGGCGGGACCUUGAUGCAGCUGCUUGGUGUGUACACGGCCAAUAUCUGCCAGGUCUCCGCGUACGACUGGCUUGACCCGUACAGGCCUGAUGUCACCGCGAUGAUCUCCGUCAACACCAAAGAGAUGAUCGACGACGCUCAGAUAUACUGGGAGCCCUGUGGUAUCACCGCCAUCGCCUUCAUGACUUUUGUGUCGUUCGUCGGCUGGUGGUAUCAGCGGCGGAUGAAGGAUCUCUUCACCACCCUCGUGAGCGAGGUCGAUCUGGACAAGUAUGCUCGCUCGGUGGGUUGA
Molecule: messenger RNA, 2670 nt
Organism: Diaporthe citri
Lineage: Eukaryota; Fungi; Ascomycota; Sordariomycetes; Diaporthales; Diaporthaceae
Exons: 1
Coding region: 1-2670 (889 amino acids)
Source: RefSeq, a predicted model, not a curated record